This is a messenger RNA of Rotaria socialis, 372 nucleotides long. NCBI's taxonomy places the organism in Eukaryota, Metazoa, Rotifera, Eurotatoria, Philodinida, Philodinidae. The record is from the annotation of a GenBank genome assembly.
AUGAGUAAUCAAUCUGUAAAUGAUGAAGAUCAACAGGAAUUAAAACGAAAACAACGACAUCUUCCUUCUGAACUUUUAACAAAAAUCUAUUAUCCUGAUACAUUAUAUCCAGAUAAUUAUACAUUCUUUACAGACCGAGAAUCUUCACAAGCACGAUCUUCAUACACAGAUGCAGAUGCCAAUGAUCAAAAUUCAACUACGGAUUCUUUAAGACCCUCAACAUUUCCCAUUGCAAUUCCUAGUCAAACAACAGUUGAAAUCGAAACACCUGGCAAUCAAAGAAAACAUACAGUUAAGUGUUUCAUGUGGCCUCAAAAAAAUGUAUUUUUCGUCAAGCCUCAAUGCUAUAACACACAAUCGCACACCAGCUGA